Messenger RNA from Papaver somniferum (opium poppy), 716 nucleotides. RefSeq names its product dirigent protein 2-like. The transcript has a single exon. The record is from RefSeq and is a predicted model, not a curated record. NCBI's taxonomy places the organism in Eukaryota, Viridiplantae, Streptophyta, Magnoliopsida, Ranunculales, Papaveraceae. The coding region runs from base 18 to 584 and encodes 188 amino acids.
AGAAAGCUAGAGAAAGAAUGAAAGAUCAUCAAAUGGGUGAAUGUUUCUUAUUUCUUGUUGUUGUUAUGGUUUUAUCCAUGGCACAUUCAAAAGCUGAUAAGAACGAAAAUUGGUGGAGUGAGACUGUUCCAUACAAAAUGGGUACGGAAAAGAUGACAAAGUUACACUUUUACUUCCACGAUACGGGAAAUCCAACGGCUGUCAAGAUUGCUGAAGCGCCGGGGAGUAACAGUUCUGCAACAAGGUUCGGGGAAUUGUACAUGACGGAUGACCCAUUAAAUGAAGGACCCGACCCAAAUUCUAGACUUGUCGUUCGAGCUCAAGGUUUAUAUGGAACUUCUGGAAUGAAUGAGUCGUCUUUGAUUAUGGGUAUAAGUCUUGUUUUCACCGGUGACAAGAAGUUUAAUGGUUCAACCAUCAGUGUGUUUACCCGGAAUCCGAUCACUCACAAAGAACGGGAAUUUGCAAUCGUUGGUGGAACCGGAUAUUUUCAAUAUGCCCGUGGGUUUAUAACUGCUAAACCAUACUGGACUAGUGGUAAAAAUGCCAUUAUUGAGUACAAUUGUACUGUUGUUCACUAUUGAAUCAAACUUUGAAUUCUACGAGUAUUAUAAAAGUUAGGUUUGGUGGUCUCGAGUCUCUUGACAUGAAAAUGUCUAUUGUGCAUCCGGUGCUGUUUUCUUUGUUGUUUACAAGUAUUCCUUAUCUUUCAUUUC